This is a messenger RNA of Brassicogethes aeneus, 4994 nucleotides long. The record is from the annotation of a GenBank genome assembly. Lineage: Eukaryota; Metazoa; Arthropoda; Insecta; Coleoptera; Nitidulidae.
GUUUGACAUACUGACAUUUUGUCAUUAAUCAUGUCAUUAAAUUUUAUGUAAAAGAACAAAUAUAAAUUUGCAGUAAAGAAAACACACAAAAUGAGUAAACAUUUGCAUACCCUUCUUUUAAACGGCGUGAAUUUGGAACCGGGAAAGAGCCGAAAUAUGUCGCAGUACGCGAAAUUGCUUCUCCACGCCGGUAAAAAGAAGAACGCGACGAUUGAAGAAGACAACCGAGCUGUCGUGUCUUCUUCAGAAAAAAACUCCAACUGCUGCUUUCCGCAGAAAAUCUUCCAGGACCCCGAUGUUAUGUUCGCGUACAAAAACACCUUGGGCAUGUGUCGACAAUUCUUAAACACCAAGGACAAGAGUCUGGCCUUGGCUAAGGAGCGUUACUUUAACGUGAAAAAAAGGGGCGGGCAAAAGUUGAGCGACAGAGAUUGUUUCACCCUAUUGAACGACAAAGCAAAGAUUCUGAACAUCGCUGGGACCGACGAUGAUUUGUUCAGGUCGGUAUGCAUCAGUUCCAAGAAGAGCGAGUUGGGAAAAUUUUUCGGGAAGGAUUACAACAGAAAUAAGAAAUUCGAUUUCAUACGGCAAGUUCAAAAUGUCCAUUCGAAGAAAGUUAACAAAUGGCCAGUAAAGCGCAUUAAUAGCUACAAGACCAGGAGUAUGGAGGAAAUUAAAUUGAAGAAGAAUGCUUCAAAGCAAAUUGUGACAAGGCGUAAUAAGCAUAAGUAUGAUAUGGCUGGGUUGAGGAUGAAAUUGUUGAGUCAAAAUAGAAAACCACGUGAAGAUCUGUCAUUGUCCAUGGCACCUUCGACUAAAAAAGAUUUGGGUACUGUACCGAAUGAAUAUACAUAUUCCAGAAGGGGCAGAUAUUCUAAUGGUCGAGUAAAGAGGGUAUCUUCAAUGCAUUUGAUCGAAAACAUACAAAGAUUAGCUCAUAAAAAGGAUGACAAAAAACGAUUUUUAAAAUUGAGCAAUACCCCUGUGGAAUCAUUGAAUAUAGAAAGCAAUGCCCUGUCAAAACAAUACUUUAGUGAGUUCAAUCGAAUACAAAAAACGUUGGAUAGUCUCUUACAUGAGUACAAUGCUAUGAAAGCAAUGUUAAAAACACACAAAAGUGAUGCCGAUUUGGCCAUCAAAGAUCCAGGCAUCGUUGAAACUAAAAAAGAGACGCAGCCACAGGAAAGUUUCUUAAAAUUUAACGAUCCAAUCCAUCCAGUUGAACCCCAAACCUGGAACGGUUUUGGAGAAUACGAACUAAAAAAAAAUCUGGUACCACAACAACCACAACCAACAAACAAGGAAACUAAAGUCUACGAGUACAAACAUGAUUCGGCAAUUCAAGAUCAGAAACAACUCGAUGCCAUACCACCAAAUGAACCAGUGGAAGUUAUUUCUUCGAAAGCAAACGAAGAAGAAGAAAAUCCUCUUCCAUACUUAACAAGUCCGCAAGUACAAAACAUGAACGACGAAAUCUUUAAUCAUCAGAACCAGAAAGAAGAGUGUAUCGGAUGUAAACCGAAAAAUGAUCGUUACAAAUUGAAGAUGCGCAAACCACUUAGCAAUGGCGUACCCACUUUGGCGUCGGCCAGAAAAUGGUUCACAGAAGUUGAAAAUAAAAAUGCUAGGCUGAAUAUACUUUUAAAUGACCCCGAAGAAAACACUUUCAAUAUCAAAUUUUCGAAAGCGAAACACGAUAUUUUUAGACCCUAAAAGAGAACCUAACAUUUACAACAAUAUUAAAGAAAAUAACAGCAUCGUCAAAUAUGAAAAAAACACUAAAUCCAGUAAUAUUAUGGUUGAAGAAAACAAAAUUAAAGAGGCCAAGAACUAUGCUCAAAAAGUAACAGAUACUCCAAUUGAAGAAAACAAUCAAGUUCAAUUUAAUUUACAACCUAUUGAAGAAGAAAACAUUAAAUUGGAAAAAAAUAUUAAAGAAGAAAAUAACAACAUAGUCAAAAAUGAAAUAAUGACAAUUAACAGUGAUAUAAAAGUUGAAGAAAACACAAUUAAAGAAGCAAAAAACUAUGUUAAGAAUGAAACAGAUGUUAUUAAACUAAAAGAUCAAAAUACAAUUGAAAUUACAGAGGAUAAUUUACAAAAAAUUAAAAAAGAAGACAACGGUCUUAAAAUUAAUGAAAACAUUACAGAAGAAACAUGUAUAUGUAAAACAGACGAACACAGUAAAAUAGAAGAUAAAUCCACUAAAAAUGAAGAACAAAGUGUGUAUAAACUAGAUUGUCUUGAAAAGGAAGAAAACAGUGUUAAUCCCAAAUUAGAAAAAAAUGGCAUAAUAAAAGAAGAAACUCCCAAAAAAGAAGAAAACAUUGCUAAAUUACAAGAAAGCAGUAUAACAAAGAAAAAAAACAGUAUUAAGCUAGAAGACAGCAAUAUUAAACUAGAUGAAGAAAGAAACAUGCAUAAUCUUAAAAACAAAUGCAAUAAAAAAGAAGCUAUAAAAGAAGAAAUCCCUAAAAAAAAAGAAAACAUGUAUAAAUUUAAAGAUGACAGUUGUUUGAAAGAAAAUGAUAGCAUUUUUAAAAUGGAAAAAAUCAAUAUCAAGAAUAUUGAAAAUAUUAUGCCAGAAAAUAUUAAUAUAAAAGAAACCAGUAUUAUGAAGGGAAUGGAAAACAUCAAGUUGGAAGAGAACUUUAUUAGAGAAGAAAGUGAUAUUAAAGAAAAACAAGAUCUUAAAGAAAUUGGUACUUUUGUAUUACGAACCAGUGCUUGUAAAAAAUUCGACAGUACUUCAAAAAGGCCCGUUGUUACAAAUGAAGUUUUCUUGAAGACAGAUACAAGAAAAUUUCAAUCAUGUCACAAUAUUGGAGUAAUAAAGGGUAUUGAAGAAGAUCCAUAUACUCCAAAAGAAAGUCCAUUGAUGGUACGAAAAAUCGUUUCGGAAAUUCAAAAAAAUUGUCACACAACAAUUGAUAAAUGUUAUAGAUCAGAUAUUAAAACUAAACCAGAUACAGAUCAAAACAUCAAUGUUAUUAAACGUUUGAUUUUAUGCAUUUAUAGAGAUUGUAAUACAAACAAACAAAAUUUGCCGGAAAAUUUCCUGAACAACCCAAACAGGGAGGCAUCUUUUAACUGCUUAAAAGAAAUAGUACCUGGAACAGAAAACGAUAAUGCAAAUUUCUAUAUAAAAAGAUCAAACAACUGCCAUAUUUAUUGUAAAGGAUCUCUCAAAAGUAAGCAAAGUCUUACAGAAACCUCUGAAAGCAAUACAAAUAAAGAAAUGUAUGGAAUGCCACAAAAGCAAAAAGAAUCAACUGGAUAUUGCAGCAAAAAUGAUUUGCGGUCUACUAAAUUUGUUACUAAAAGAGAAAAUGGUAAUAUAUGGGUGGUGAAUGCAACCAAUACUUUUGUUGUCAAUAAUUUUAUAGUACCAAAUCCGUUAUUGAAAAGGGUUGAAAGUAUUAAUAAUGAUUUACCUGAAAAAACUGAUGAUGAUAAAAAUACUAACGUUAAUGAAGCUAUUGAUAACGUAAACUCAAAAGAAGUGGUGGAACUGUUUACCACACAAACGCCAGAAAAUAAAGAAUUUCCUGAAAAAUUGAACCGUCUAAAAUCUCCAAAGAAAGAAGAGUCCACAAGUUAUUUCGCUAAGGUUUUCGAGAAAAUUUCAAACAUAGACGUGCUUAAAGUGUUUUCUGGCAUGUUUAAAAUUCCAUUUAGUAAAACAGAUAUAUCAGAAGAGCCUUUGGAGAGAAAUACUGAGACUUUUAUUGAAUUAUAUAAGAAAGAAUUUUUAAAAGAUGUUAAAUCCAAAGUUGAUAUCGAAGAUAAAAAAUUAUUAAACACCAUAAGUGGCUGUAUGGAUUCUGCGUACAAGCGAUUCUCAGAUCAAACUGCCAAAGAAAAAGCAUUUAAAAAACUGAUAUCUUGUGUGGACAUUCAAAACAGAAAAUACAGCACAACUACUUCGUCAGUGGAUAAAAAUACUUUAAAUAACGCAACCAAAAAUACAGUGAUUGAUAAAGCGGAAGUGUACGCUAUCAAGCAAAUCGAAAAAUCUCAAUCUGUAAAUGAUUUCUCAAAGUUUAUUAGUCCUUUUAAAUAUCGAGUCCACGAUCCAUACUUUGAGGAAAAUGAAAGAGAAAUAAAAGGCAAUAGGGAUUUGUUUGUACAAGUAAAAUCUUCAGCUCUUAAAAAGCCUGAGUAUGAGACUCCAGAUGUGGAUGAAAAUAAAUUCAGCAAGCCCAGUGCGCAAAACAAAGUUGUUUUAUCCGAUAAAGAUCUGUUUAACAAGCUGCAGAGGCAACACAUUGCUAAAGAGAUAGAGACAAAAAGCAAAAUCAUCCAAGAAAUUGCAAAAUUGCCUGAAGUUGAGACUACCGACCCCAUAAGGCUUGAAAAGGUCGAGGAUUUAAAAGAAAAAAGCACCUCACUUCUAGAGAGAAUGGAGGAAAGCACUGCUGUUCAAAUGCUCAAAAAAGUUAGCGUUUCUCUGAGAGAUUUGGCCAACCAAAUUUUGCGCAUUGAUGAUUCCAAACCGGAAAUGCUUUUAAGGGAGUGUAACAUUGACGAGGUGGCGGAUCUUGAUGUGGAUGCAUUACAGUUAAUCCUAAAUGAUUUAAAGAACAAAUACGUAACAUUCCCAGAGGGCAACAACUUAAAUAUCAUUGAUGCCAUAAAUAAAGUUAUCAAUAAUGAUGAAGAACACAUAAUACCCUAUGAGACAAAUACUAUGCAGAAUAUUUUAGGGGCAUUUUUAUUGGAAACCAAAGAGAAACCCGAAAAUAAAGAUUUACCAAAGCAAGAAAACAAUACAAGUGUUGUAGAUCGCCUCAAAAACACACUUAUUAUAUCCGAAGAUGGUGAAACUCGAUCACUUUACAAUGAAGUUAAAAAUGUUAUAAUUAACAGGGCAAGAAAACCAAAAAUUUAUUUAAUAAAAUGUAAAAAUUAAAUCAGUAUGCCACUAUUUUUUUUAAACAAAAUGCAAAUUUGUUCAAUAUGUCCAUUGUAACUAUAAUAAAAAUGUAUUCAAG